AUGAGCCCACCUUCAUCGCGAUACCAUCAUCUACCACAAAACCCUCCAGAUUAUACCUCAUGGGCCAUCAUAUCGGACCAGCCCCCGCCCACAUACGAUUCCCAACUCCCACUCGACGAGCCCCCGCCCUCGUACCGUGACGCCACCCUCUCCGAAACAGCACCCCUCCUUGUCGGUCCCUCCUGGGACUAUGGCACCUAUGCCGAAGCCGAUGAGCGAUCCCUGACUACAAUUGCUAGCGAUACCGACAUGGAAGAGACAUCGGCUGCCGAGCAAAUGGGCCACGCCGUUGUUGUCGUCAUGUUUUUCGUCGUCAUGUUCGGCCUCUGGAAAAUUGCCAGCAACCCUCCAGCCUUCUUAGGUGGCUUUCCCCCUUGA
Periconia digitata is the source of this 378-nucleotide messenger RNA. NCBI's taxonomy places the organism in Eukaryota, Fungi, Ascomycota, Dothideomycetes, Pleosporales, Periconiaceae. The record is from the annotation of a GenBank genome assembly.